Scaptodrosophila lebanonensis is the source of this 1697-nucleotide messenger RNA. RefSeq lists its product as uncharacterized. The transcript has 5 exons. Lineage: Eukaryota; Metazoa; Arthropoda; Insecta; Diptera; Drosophilidae. The record is from RefSeq and is a predicted model, not a curated record. The coding region runs from base 486 to 1550 and encodes 354 amino acids.
ACGCGAGCGCGAGCGACCGCUCCGCCAACGUUUACUCGUAUUUUUAUUUUAUUCAGCCUCGUACGCUCUUUUUUUUAUCGGUAGCCGUAUCGAUGUUCAACUAAUAUUUGCCAACAACAAAAACAACAUUCAUUAACUAUACUGGCUGAGUUCCAUAAAAAAAUAGAAUGCGAUCAAAUCGGAAAGCUCCAAAUACGUUUUAAGCCCCCACAGGCGAUAAAAUCGCGACUUCUUCGAGCAAUAGAAUUUUGAAAGUAUUAGAAGGGCCCAAUGGUCAGCAGCUAGCAUCACAAGCCGCAGCCAUAAACAGUUUAAGAUUUGAAGGGGUCGGAGCCGGAGCCGCAGCCUCAGUCUCUUACUUGUCAAGCAGACAAAGAGAAUAAGGAAUAAAUAAUUUGAAGUCUUAAGUCUUUGAAUAGCGCAAUAAAUGCAAAUAAAAGCCAUUCGCUGUUUUCAAGGCCGUUUAGUAUAAUAAUGCUAAUAAAAUGCACAAAAUGCGAUUUUUGCUGCGGCUAACCGCCUUUUGGUGUUUUCUAAGCAAUCUGACGCUGGCGCUCGGAUAUUUCGUGGACUACACAGAGAAUACGGAGCUGAUUCAACAACGCGCCGGCCUCGAUGUGAAGCUACAAUGCGAUCUCAAGGGGCUAGUGGAUGAGCGCAAGUUGGACGAAAUUAAAAUCCACUGGUACUUUAAGCAAUGCAGUGACAAUUGUCAUCAGUUCGACUCGCCGGAGGAUUGGACGGCGCUGCCCUGUGAGCAGAGCUUGUGCCGAUCGGAGCUCUGGCUGCGCAAUAUUACCGAUCGCUACUCCGGGCUCUACAAGUGCACCAUCAAUCCUCAUGUUUGGGAUCCUACACAGACAGCGGACAUACAACUGGUGCGCACCUAUCAGCUGGACGUAAAAAACACUUCUCUGGCCGCUCCCGAAUUUCUCGAUGCUUAUCCCUUAAAUCACACAGCCGCUGUUGAGAGUCAAGUGGUGUUUCAGUGUCGCGUGCACAGCGCGGAGCAUCCCACGAUCAAAUGGUUUCACAGACUAAAUUAUGCUGGGUCUGCUACGGGCGAGACAUUACCGCCUUCCAUUGGAAACGGAAAUGGGAACUUUAGCACACGUAUUGUACGGUACAAUGGAAGAACUUAUGAGCUCCUGGCCACAGCUCCAGAGAAGCUCAUUGGGACACAGAUUUAUCUGAGUAAGUUCAUAAUAAAUGGAGUACGGCUGCGGGAUGAGGGCUUCUACGCAUGCGUGGCCAUUACUUAUCAUGGACAUAAGAUACGCGAAGCUUACUUGGAGGUAUUGCCGAAUGCUCCAGAAACGGAAUACUGGAGCGAUUACAAUACGAGUGAUGAGGGUGACCCUAGUAGCGAUCCCCGAGAAUUUUGGCUGCUCUUUUUAAUGCCACUGGGCCUGGCACUACUCCCACUGAGUGUCUGGUGCGGCUAUCUGCUAUAUAGACGCUUUCGUACACCCCAUGAAUGCGAGCGCAUGCAUCAGCAGUAUUCCGAUGAGGAAAUGGACACGGAACGUUGUGUGCUGGGCGGCAAUUGAUUAAUUGAAUGUGCUCGGCAUAUGCAUCUACGCUUAUUAGUUUUAGGACUGAAGACUGUACCAAAUUUAGUUGAUAGAUUCUUUAUAGCUCUAACAGGAUAUGUAGCAUAAUUGAAGUAAAAUAAAAAAUAACGACUAUGGAUACUA